ACUUGAAGCUACAAAUAGUCCUGUUUGUUUAAUCGUAAUUGUUGUUUGAUGGUAUUUUGUGGUUAUUGCGGCCGAAUUUCCAAUUUACGAGCGAAAUAAUCUAAUAAUUGGUAUGAAUUAAAUGCUCAAUUCACGAGAAGAAGCACCCAGCGAUCGGGAGCCAAUGGUGGUCCUGCUGCCUUUGGGUGGUGGCGAUUGUUUACAACAGAAGAGAUCUACGCCUCGCAAUUUCCCAUACUAGGGAUUAAAUUUGUUACACACCUACCUGAAGUUGCAAGUGCAAAUCGUGAGUAACAGCAAUUUUGUGAUUGCCGACCGAAGGUGCUUCCCUUAUCAGUGCGCUGUGUCAAGGGAGUGUUACUGUGUGUGUUUUUAUCAUGGGUUUUUGAACAAGAGUAAUUACGACGAUAGCAAUUUUUCGUGAAUAUUUUGUGCUGUCAAAAGAGAAAAUUGAGCUGCAAUUAUGCGCUGGAUUGCCAACCUUGAUGGUGGUCCCAGACGAGUCAACCAUGCCUCGGUGGCCGUGGGGGACUAUAUUUACUCGUUUGGUGGUUAUUGCACAGGAGAAGACUAUCGUUCCACAUGUGCCAUCGAUGUGCACAUACUCAACACCAACAAUAUGCGAUGGACUCUGGCUCCGACGAUGAAAGAUGAGUACGGAGUGCCAUGCAAGUACCCGGAUGUUCCGUUUCAACGAUAUGGCCAUACGGCGGUAGCGUAUGAGCAUAAGGUUUACAUUUGGGGAGGAAGAAACGACGAAAUUGUUUGUGAUAUCCUGUUUUGUUUCGACACAAAGACUCUGAGGUGGAGUAAACCUGCCGUCACCGGAAGGGUUCCUGGUGCAAGAGAUGGCCAUUCGGCGUGCAUUUAUGGCAAUCGCAUGUACAUAUUCGGUGGCUUCGAAGAAAUCAUUGACAAAUUCUCGUGUGAUGUACACUAUCUGGAUCUGCAGACGAUGCACUGGACUUAUGUGGAUACCCGAGGUGAUCCACCGUCGUACAGGGACUUUCAUUCCGCCACCAUAGUGAAUCAUAAAAUGUUCGUGUUCGGUGGUCGUGGAGAUGCCUGGGGUCCAUAUCAUUCACAGGAGGAAAUUUACUGCCCGAAGAUAGUCUGUCUGGAUCUCAGAACGAACCGUUGGGAGAUGCCAAAUACCACAGGCGAAGAGCCACUCGGUAGAAGAAGCCAUUCAGCAUUUGUAUUCAAAAACAAAAUCUACAUCUUCGGUGGCUACAACGGUAAUUCGGACAUACACUUCAAUGAUCUCUAUUGCUUCGAUCCAGUGCGAUAUGUGUGGAGAUUAGCACACCCACGAGGCCAGUCUCCUAGAGCACGUCGGCGGCAAUCAUGUCUGGUAAUAGGCCAGAGAAUGUAUUUAUUCGGAGGCACAUGCCCAUCACAUCUCUCGGAUCCAGCCACAUACGAUUAUAGCGACACACACGUGCUGGACUUUCAUCCAACGUUACGUACUCUUGCGAUGCUGAAGGUACAGGAAUACAAGCUAGACAGUACUUGCCUACCGAGAACAAUCAGGAUCGAAAUGCGCAAUAUGACUACACCCAACAAGAUAAGUCGCUCACUGGUGAGCGGUUGAAUGACAUGGCAACGCGAAGCAGGAAAAUGUUUACGUGUUUGUAAAAUCCUAGUUGAAUCUUUGUAUCAAAUUGUUUAGUUAAUUUCUAUGAUACCGCUGAGUUUUUUUUUUUUCCUGCCUUGUGUAUUCAUUGCUGAACUAGGUGUACGAUGGAAGAGUUGCAAUAUUCCGAGUGAGGAAUAAAACGAAAUUUUACGA
Ochlerotatus camptorhynchus is the source of this 1792-nucleotide messenger RNA. RefSeq names its product kelch domain-containing protein 3. The transcript has 4 exons. The record is from RefSeq and is a predicted model, not a curated record. Gene Ontology annotation, cellular component: cytoplasm. The coding region runs from base 464 to 1594 and encodes 376 amino acids. Lineage: Eukaryota; Metazoa; Arthropoda; Insecta; Diptera; Culicidae. Gene Ontology annotation, molecular function: protein binding; chromatin binding.